Oenanthe melanoleuca is the source of this 427-nucleotide messenger RNA. Its product is annotated as feather keratin Cos1-2-like. Gene Ontology annotation, molecular function: structural constituent of cytoskeleton. Gene Ontology annotation, cellular component: intermediate filament. The record is from RefSeq and is a predicted model, not a curated record. Bases 42 to 338 code for a protein of 98 amino acids. NCBI's taxonomy places the organism in Eukaryota, Metazoa, Chordata, Aves, Passeriformes, Muscicapidae. The transcript has a single exon.
CUCCCUUCCUUCUAUCCUAGGUGCUCCUGUGACCCCGAGCCAUGUCCUGCAACCCUUGCUGCCAGCCCUGUGGCCCCUGCCCGCUGGCCAACAGCUGCAAUGAGUGCUGUGUCAGGCAGUGCCAGAGCUCCCACGUGGCCAUUGAGCCGCCUGUUGUGCUGGUGACCCUGCCCGGCCCCAUCCUCAGCUCCUUCCCACAGAACACUGCCGUGGGAUCCUCCACCUCUGCUGCCAUUGGCAACAUCCUCAGCUGUGGUGGAGUGCCCAUCAGCUCCGGGGGCUUUGACCUCUCCUGCAUCACCAGCUGCUAUGGUGGCAGCAGAUGCCGUCCCUGCUAAAUCUGCUGGCAGUGCCCUUGGGAACAUUGGGGUCUGGAGUCAAAGACCUCAGAACAUGGUACUGAAUUGAAGACGGAUCUUUGGAACGU